CUCCUCCCUGUUCCCUCCCAGCUCCCGCUUCGGUCCUCCUCCCCCGCGCCAGGGGGCGCCGCUCCGCACAGGGACCCCCGCACCCCGCACCCGCACUUUUCCUCGCCCGCCGCGCGCCCGCGGACUUUGCUCCGCGGCUUUCCAUAACAUCCCUCUGUGUAGACGGGAUCUUCCCACCUCUGAGGUUCUCCGGGGACCACCACCCCUCCGUGAGGGGGUACCCCGAGCUCCAGGCGUCCGAGUCCUGCGCCACCCCCGGGCCUGCAGCCCAGGACCCGCUCCUGCUCCGCACCCUGGCUGGCUGCCUGGCCGGGACUGCGCACCUGAGCCCUGGGGCGGAGUCCUUACCUCAACCCCAGCUUUACUGCACACAGCCGAGCCCGGACGGGCUUCCUCCCCCUCUCCAUCUCGGACACCUGGUGGAGCCCGGGCUGAGAGCCUCCUCCAGCUCCCAUCUGUUCCCCGCAGGAGGGCGGGGCUCAAGCUGGAGCCAGAGCGGUAGAUGGGCACAGACUCCCCCUCCCCCCGGCCCCUCAGGCCGGGGGUGAACUUGCCCCCUGGAUCCCUCACCAUGAAUAGCAAGGAUACCACCGAGGUUGCUGAGAACAACCACCACCUGAAGAUCUUUCUCCCCAAGAAGCUGCUGGAGUGUCUUCCUCGCUGCCCACUGCUGCCUCCAGAGCGGCUACGGUGGAAUACAAAUGAGGAGAUUGCAUCCUACUUGAUCACCUUUGAGAAGCAUGAUGAGUGGCUAUCCUGUGCCCCAAAGACAAGGCCUCAGAAUGGCUCCAUCAUCCUCUAUAACCGCAAGAAAGUGAAAUACCGAAAGGAUGGUUAUCUCUGGAAGAAGCGGAAGGAUGGGAAGACUACCCGAGAGGACCACAUGAAGCUGAAGGUCCAGGGCAUGGAGCCUGUCUCCUGGCAGUGUCUCUAUGGCUGCUACGUUCACUCUUCCAUCGUCCCCACAUUCCAUCGGCGCUGCUACUGGCUGCUCCAGAACCCUGACAUCGUCCUUGUGCACUACCUGAACGUCCCAGCCCUGGAGGAUUGUGGAAAGGGCUGCAGCCCCAUCUUUUGUUCCAUCAGCAGCGACCGUCGAGAGUGGCUGAAGUGGUCCCGGGAUGAGCUAUUGGGACAGCUGAAGCCCAUGUUUCAUGGCAUCAAGUGGAGCUGUGGGAAUGGGACAGAGGAAUUCUCUGUAGAACAGCUGGUGCAGCAAAUCUUGGACACUCACCCAACCAAACCUGCACCUCGAACCCAUGCCUGUCUCUGCAGUGGGGGCCUUGGUUCUGGGAGCCUUACGCACAAAUGCAGCAGCACGAAACACCGCAUCAUCUCUCCCAAAGUGGAGCCCCGAGCUUUAACCCUGACCUCUGUCCCCCACACUCAUCCCCCUGAGCCUCCUCCACUCAUAGCUCCACUUCCUCCAGAGCUCCCCAAGGCACAUACCUCUCCAUCCUCUUCUUCCUCUUCGUCCUCCUCAUCAGGUUUUGCAGAACCCCUAGAAAUCAGACCUAGCCCUCCCACCUCUCGAGGGGGUUCAUCAAGAGGAGGCACUGCUAUCCUCCUCCUCACAGGACUGGAGCAGGCUGCUGGAGGAUUGACGCCCACCAGACACUUGGCUCCCCAGGCUGAUCCGAGACCUAACAUGAGCUUGGCUGUAGUUGUAGGCUCUGAGCCCUCUGCCCCACCUGCUCCUCCCAGUCCUGCCUUUGACCCUGAUCGUUUUCUCAACAGCCCCCAGAGGGGCCAAACCUACGGAGGAGGGCAGGGAGUAAGCCCAGACUUCCCUGAGGCAGAGGCUGCCCAUACCCCCUGUCCUGCCCUCGAGCCUGCUGCUGCCCUAGAGCCCCAGGCAGCUGCUCGGGGUCCUCCUCCACAAUCAGGAGCAGGUGGGCGAAGAGGAAACUGCUUUUUCAUCCAAGAUGAUGACAGUGGGGAGGAACUCAAGGGCCAGGGAACUGCCCCACCCAUACCUUCACCCCCUUCCUCACCCCCACCCUCACCUGCCCCUUUGGAGCCAUCAGGCAGGGUAGGAAGAGGGGAGGCCUUGUUUGGAGGACCUGGUGGGGCCAGCGAACUGGAGCCCUUCAGUCUUUCAUCAUUCCCAGACCUUAUGGGAGAACUCAUCAGUGAUGAAGCUCCAAGCAUCGUGGCCCCAACCCCCCAGCUCUCUCCUGCUCUUAGCACCAUCACAGAUUUCUCCCCAGAGUGGUCCUACCCAGAGGGUGGGGUCAAGGUGCUCAUCACUGGUCCUUGGACAGAGGCUGCUGAGCAUUACUCCUGUGUCUUUGAUCACAUCGCAGUACCAGCCUCACUUGUCCAGCCUGGUGUCUUACGCUGCUACUGUCCUGCCCAUGAGGUAGGGCUGGUGUCUUUGCAGGUGGCAGGGCGGGAGGGGCCCCUUUCUGCUUCUGUGCUCUUUGAGUAUCGAGCCCGCCGAUUCCUGUCUCUGCCUAGUACUCAGCUUGACUGGUUGUCACUGGACGACAACCAGUUCCGGAUGUCCAUACUGGAGCGACUGGAGCAGAUGGAGAAGAGGAUGGCAGAAAUUGCAGCAGCUGGUCGGGCACCUCACCAGGGUCCUGAUGCUCCUCCAAUUCAGGAUGAAGGCCAGGGCCCCGGGUUCGAGGCACGGGUGGUGGUCUUGGUAGAGAGCAUGAUCCCACGUUCCACCUGGAGGGGUCCUGAGCGCCUGGCCCACGGAAGCCCCUUUCGAGGCAUGAGCCUCCUGCACCUGGCUGCUGCUCAGGGCUAUGCCCGCCUCAUCGAGACCCUGAGCCAGUGGCGGAGUGUGGGGACUGGAAGCUUGGACUUAGAACAAGAGGUUGACCCACUCAACGUGGAUCACUUCUCUUGCACCCCUCUGAUGUGGGCUUGCGCCCUGGGACACCUGGAAGCUGCUGUGCUCCUUUUCCGCUGGAACCGACAGGCACUAAGUAUUCCAGAUUCUCUGGGCCGGCUACCCCUGUCUGUGGCUCAUUCCCGGGGUCAUGUGCGCCUUGCCCGCUGCCUUGAGGAACUACAGAGACAGGAAGCUUCACUUGAGCCCCCACUUGCCGCCCUAUCACCACCCUCCUCCAGCCCAGACACUGGUCUGAGCAGCGUCUCCUCACCCUCAGAGCUGUCGGAUGGCACUUUCUCUAUCACAUCAGCCUAUUCUAGUGCCCCGGAUGGCAGUCCUCCCCCUGCUCCUCUACCCGCCUCUGAGAUUACUAUGGAGAUGGUCCCAGGCCAGCUCUCCUCUGGUGCCCCAGAGACCCCUCUCCUCUUCAUGGACUAUGAGGCUACCAAUCCCAGUGGGCCCCCAGCCUCCCCUCCUGCCCUCCCACCAGCCCCAGACAAUGAGGCUGCUCCGGAGGAUGCUGACAGCUCACAGGCUGUGGAUGUGAUCUCGGUGGACAUGAUCUCACUGGCCAAACAGAUCAUUGAAGCCACACCAGAGCGGAUUAAACGAGAGGACUUCGUGGGGCUGCCUGAGGCCAGAGCCUCAAUGCAGGAGCGGACCGGGACCGUGGGGCUCAGCGAGACCAUGUCCUGGCUGGCCAGCUACUUGGAGAAUGUGGACCAUUUCCCCAGCUCAGCCCCUCCCAGUGAACUGCCUUUUGAGCGAAGUCGUCUGGCCGUUCCCCCAGCACCUUCCUGGGCAGAGUUUCUCUCUGCAUCUACCAGUGGCAAGAUGGAAAGUGAUUUUGCUCUGCUGACACUAUCGGAUCAUGAGCAGCGGGAACUGUACGAGGCAGCCCGAGUCAUCCAGACAGCCUUCCGGAAGUACAAGGGCCGGAGGCUGAAGGAGCAACAGGAAGUAGCAGCAGCUGUAAUCCAGCGCUGUUACCGGAAGUACAAGCAGCUGACCUGGAUUGCACUUAAGUUUGCACUCUAUAAGAAGAUGACCCAGGCAGCCAUCCUGAUUCAGAGCAAGUUCCGAAGCUACUAUGAGCAGAAGCGAUUUCAGCAGAGCCGCAGAGCAGCUGUGCUUAUUCAGCAGCACUACCGCUCCUACCGCCGCAGGCCAGGGCCUCCUCACCGGCCCUCGGGCACUCUGCCUGUCCGCAACAAAGGUUCAUUUCUCACCAAGAAGCAGGACCAGGCAGCUCGGAAGAUCAUGAGAUUCCUGCGGCGCUGCCGACACAGGUACUCGUGGCUUCUCUCCCCAAGUCUUCGCCCUGCCACCACCUCUGAUCCACCAGUCCCCUCUGACUCCUUUGUCUUUCUGCAGGAUGAGAGAAUUGAAGCAGAACCAGGAGCUAGAAGGGCUUCCCCAGCCAGGACUGGCCACCUGACCGCUCCACUGCCUUUCUCACCCCCCUGGGGCGCUUCUUGCAGUCUUAACAGGGAAAAGGCUUUCUGGGGUAGGGGGAGCCCUGUUUGGCAGCUUUCCUUUUCACCUUUGUUGGAGCCCUCAUAGGCCCCCACUUUCUUCCCCACCCCUGCUCCCACAUUUUGCCCCUCUUUCCUCCUGGUCGUUCCCCUCCCCUUUUGGUCCCUGGCUCCAGAGACCCACGUCCCCCACACCUGCAUCUUCGGCAAUGAUCUACAGAGCCCUGCCUGCCCCUUCUCAGCUCCCUCCUGCCUGCACCCGACUCGGGCCCCUUCCUGACUUGCCUUAUUUAUUUGUUCGACGCGUCUCUGAAUGUAUCUGCCUCGGUCCCCAUCUCUGCCUUCGCUGCGCCGCCCCUCGUGUUUCAGGGCUGACCGUGCCCCUACCCCGACUCCGCAUGUUUGCGUCCGUUUCCUCCCUUUCUGGCCCUGUCUUCCCCCAACACCCUGACUCUGGCCACCAAACCCUGGGGCCAAAGGGGAGGGGUUGUACAUAGGAACGCGUUGCGGAGUCCCGCCCCUGUCUCCCGAGAGGAGGGGGCCUGUACAUACUGUAACAUACAGAGUAUAGUGAAGAAUCUAUUUAAGGCGCCGCGGGGAGGGCUGCGCGGCCGGGCUUGCGGUUCCCUGGCGCGACGGGGACCUCCUGCCGGCUCCACGAGCACUUUCUACUUGUGCAUGGGCUUGAUUUAUACGAAUUGCCAUUAAACAUCACUGCACCA
Nycticebus coucang (slow loris) is the source of this 5042-nucleotide messenger RNA. It is a transcript of the gene CAMTA2, whose product is annotated as calmodulin binding transcription activator 2. The transcript is spliced from 22 exons. Bases 503 to 4408 code for a protein of 1301 amino acids. The record is from RefSeq and is a predicted model, not a curated record. NCBI's taxonomy places the organism in Eukaryota, Metazoa, Chordata, Mammalia, Primates, Lorisidae. Gene Ontology annotation, biological process: regulation of transcription by RNA polymerase II. Gene Ontology annotation, molecular function: double-stranded DNA binding; transcription coregulator activity; protein binding. Gene Ontology annotation, cellular component: nucleus.